Molecule: messenger RNA, 1158 nt
Organism: Entamoeba dispar SAW760
Lineage: Eukaryota; Evosea; Mastigamoebida; Endamoebidae
Exons: 1
Coding region: 1-1158 (385 amino acids)
Biological process (GO): phosphatidylcholine biosynthetic process
Source: RefSeq, a predicted model, not a curated record
AUGAAAGAAGAUUCAUCAAAAGAUAAUUUCGAUGAUCAUGAAAACCAACAGUCACAAGAAUUUAUUAAUGAGAUUGACCAAUCAACAGUUAUAGAUUAUUUGUCUCUUGAGUAUAAUAUGAAUAAAAGAUUAUUAGGAAGUUCUAUAAGAAGUGGAUUAAGAGCGUCAAAAGAAAUCGUUAAACCAAUUGAUGAAGGGUUAAAUAAAAAAAUAAAUAUUGUUUUUUUAGACAAAGUAACAUUUGUUCUUGGAGUAGCAUUACUAGUUCUUUCAGAAUAUGUUUUUAUGGUUCGUGCAGAAUUAAUGCCAGUAUUUUAUGCAUUUAUUGUAAUUCCAUUAGUAACAGCAAGGUAUUUAGUUUAUAGAAUGAAUAAAUGGCAUUAUUUUUUGUUAGAUUUCUGUUAUUACACUAAUUUCUUAUUGUUAGUAACAACUAUCCUUAUCUUUGGAUUUAAAAUUAUUUCACCAAUGUAUGAAAUUUUAUUUGUUUUAACAAAUGGUCCAUUAUUAAUGGCUAUCCCAGUUUGGACUAAUUCAUUAGUCUUUCAUGACUUAACUAAAUUAACUUCUAUAUCAAUUCACUUCCUUCCUGCUAUGGUGACAUAUUCUAUUAGAUGGGGAAAUAUUAUUGAAAUUCCCCAAUCACUUUCAUUUACAAAUGGAUUUAUUUUUCCAAUGAUUGCUUAUUCAAUAUGGCAAACCUCUUACUUAAUUAUUACUGAAGUAUUUAAACAUGAUUUAAUUUAUCAAGAAGGUUAUAUGACAAGUUUUAGAUGGUUAACACAAGAAAGACCUCAUAAAUUGUAUUACUUUAUUACUCAAACGUUAGGAAUGAAACAAUCAGUAUUAUUCCUUAUGGUAUUAACCCAAUUCAUUUAUACUAUUAUUACUAUUCUUCCAACAUUUUUAUAUUAUAAAUAUAAAUCCCUUCAUAUAGUGUGGAUGUUAUUCUGUUUCUUUUGGGCUGUUUGGAAUGGUGCUAAUUUCUAUUUUGAAAUAUUUUUAAAACGAUAUAACCAAUAUUUAGACUCUAUUGAUAAAGAAAAUAACUCAUCAAAGAAUGAAACACAUCAUUAUACUAACCAACUCCCUCAAAAUAAAAAUGAAGUUGUCACUUGUCCAAGUGAACAAAAAGAAGAAUUACUUAAUGAUAAAUAA